AACAGACAAUUACAUUCUUAGAUUUUUUUUUUUAAUUUCUUAAAUUCUUUUGUUGAAAUACAAAAGUUUUAGCCUGACCUUUAUCACACUGAUGGAUAUUUUUUAUAGACACAACAUCAUCGGUGUCAGGUGGAAACAUUAAUCAUUAAUCUGGUACUUUCUUUUGGAGCUUCACUUUGUGAUCAUCGCUUUUAUCACGCUGUCAGAGGUUUGGUUAGUACGGUCUACGUAGACAGCGGGAAUCAGGGAUGAGCACAUUUAGCUGCUGAAGCCUUUGAGGAAAUGGUCAGCAGCAUGAGGGUGACUCAACCAUUGUCAUGUGUUGUCUUGCACAUUCUUGCUGAGGUCUUUCUUUCCCUAUAACAAACAAUCCCUACUUCCACCACCUGAAUUUGGAAGUCAAAUAAAACUACUAACCAGUGCUGAUAAAAAAAAAAAUAAUAAUAAUAAAAUCACAUUUUGAGAAAUGAAAUGAAUGAAUGUAAUAAAGAUGGAUAUUUUGAAGAUUUUGGAGGACGAUACAUCAAAGUGAAGUCACGGCACCACGACCACAAUGAAACGCUCCAACUUCCCCUUCUGCGCUCUUCUCGUCAUCCUUCCCUCUGUCUGUGCUGGCAGAGCAGAGCUGCAGUCAUGCAUGUGGACACUGUCUUUCUUGUGUGUCCUCUGAUUUUUGCAGCAGCCUUGUGGAGGGACGUCCAGGCCGUCUCUCCUGUCCCCUCAGUCCCUGACCGUGUCCAGGCUCUUGUGGGCUCCUGUGUGGUGAUCCCCUGCUCUUUCACUCCUCCCGCUCCUCAUCCUAGCAGGGGCCGAAAGCAGAGGGUGGACGUCCGGCUGAGGUUCAGAGGUGGCGGCCACCUAUUCCCUCUCCGCAGCACAGCUUUUAACAGCGAGGACAGAGAUCAAGUGAGCAGGGAUUUCCUAGGCCGGACGUCCCUCUUUGGACGGAUCGCAGAUGGAGACUGCUCAGUGAAGAUCGAAAGGAUCAACCAGGACGACUCAAGGGUGUUUGAGGUCGCUCUGAAGAAAGGUGAUGACUUACUCUGGGGGCAGCCAAGGAGGCUCAGUUUGGAUGUUGUAGACACUCCUGAGGCUCCUGUCAUCAGCGGCAUGUUGGCAGCCACCGAGGGACAGCUGGUCACCCUGAACUGCUCUGUCAGCUAUCACUGCCCCUCCAGACCUCCGGCCCUGCAGUGGUUCUGGGAGCGAGGAGCCCAGCUGAACGUCACCGAGCCCGGGGCGGUGCAGACGCUCCACCCAGAGCCCCACAGGCCGAUGUUGCUGGUCUCCGUGUCCUUCACCGUGUCACACAAGGUGAAACCCAGGCUCAGAUGUGAAGUCAGCCACCCUGGAGGAAAGGCACUGGCCACCUCGAGGGAUCUGCAUGUGACAUUUUCCCCAAAAGAUGUGAUGGUCCAGGUCCAGUCCCUGAUGGUGCAGGAGGGGGGCAGCGCCUUGUUGGUCUGCACAUGUAAAGCUGACCCGCCGGCGUCCGAGUACCGCUGGUCCUACAGUCAGCACGGCCGCACGGUGCACCUCCACCAGCGCACACACUCAGUCCGGGUGUACAACGUGACCCGGGACAUGAGGGUCCGCUGCACAGCGCAGAACCUGAUUGGUCGAGGGGAGUCUCGUCCCACGCCGCUGAACAUACAAUACAAACCGCUCAUCCUCCCAUUCUCCUCCUCAUGUGUGCUGGAGGAUUCGGAGGUUUUGUGUCGCUGUUCGGUCGACUCCAACCCCAAACCAGCAGUCACCUGGAGCGUAAACGGGACCGUUCCGCCUCAUGAUAUCAACGUGUCAGUGUCAUCUGAGCCCGGCAUGCUGACAGCCACUCUGAGGGGCCACAUGGACGAACCCCAGACGGUGAUCUGCUUCGCUGUCAACGCCCUGGGAAAUGACUCCCUGAUGCUGCUGCAGGGAGGAGAAGACAUGGCACCAUUAUUGCUGUGGUUGGUCAUCCCUGCUGCAGCCAUCUGCCUGGUCGUAUUCCUUCUGUCUCUCCUUUUCUACUGCUGCCGAAAGAGAGCUGAAAAACAUGUCCUGAGGAGAAGCCCAGCUGUGUACCCUGGAGGCCUGGGGAUUUAUCAGGACCGGACACCGCUCUACAUUAACUGCACAGAAGUGACUCAUAUCUACACCAAUGGCAGCUACCAACUUGUGUAUCAGAACUGCACGCCUCUUUUUGUUCAUACUAAGCAGAUCCGUCCAAUGGGCCGAAGAGGUGGAGAGAGAAGAAGAGGUGGAGGUGAGGGUGGAGGAAUAGACAGACAAGCGGGUUUGGGAGUUAGGCGCACAAGAGAGGUGCAGAGUGAUGCAGGCGACGCAGACACGGCGAUCUACCUGGAGAUCCUCUGAGCUCACUGUGGAGAACACACGUCUCAUUAGACUUCAUAUACAUUCACACUGAUUGUAAUGUAUAGUUCAUGUAACUUACAGCUAUUGUAUAUAUUGUACAUGUAUAUCUUUGUGUCCCAAGCAUUUCACAACUGUGCACUAUGUCAUCUUUGGUCUAUCUAUAUAAUCUCCAUAUUGAACAAUUUCUGUGUCUUUGAGUGAGGGCCUGUGACCUACAUCUGUGCUCCUUUUUUAUAUAAAAGAUAAAAAGGUUUGAUAAAAGUGGUUUCCCACCAUCUCUUCUUGUGUCAGUACAACUCAUGCAAGCACAGAUCCUCAUAUUUCAUUUGAUCGCAACCGUCCGCUGCUUCAAAUGGAUUUGUAAAAGCAGCUGCAGCAUGUCAUGCACAAACUUAUCCUCAGGCGGAGUUUAAAGUUCCUAUGCAGGGAAAAAGAUUGCAGCUGAAGCUGUAAUGUAUUUUUAAUCAAUUUAUUACAUAAGUGAGGAAAUGUGUCAUGCUCGGGAGAAACGCAAAGACAUUUCAGUGCAGGAAGAGCACAAGUGUCAUCAGUAACAUAAACAAUAGACCUGCGCUGUUAAACAUCACAGUAAGUCCUAAAUACGUAAAUGGAAUGAAGCCAUUUGUUACGACCAACAUCUUAUUUGUUUUUCCUCACAGAAUAGCACAAACGUGUUAAUAGAAUUGUCAUCUGCUGAAAGUGUUAAACUCUUGUGUUUAAUUUAA
This is a messenger RNA of Acanthopagrus latus (yellowfin seabream), 3083 nucleotides long. RefSeq lists its product as uncharacterized. The record is from RefSeq and is a predicted model, not a curated record. Bases 472 to 2358 code for a protein of 628 amino acids. NCBI's taxonomy places the organism in Eukaryota, Metazoa, Chordata, Actinopteri, Spariformes, Sparidae. The transcript is spliced from 8 exons.